Pseudomyrmex gracilis is the source of this 3654-nucleotide messenger RNA. It is a transcript of the gene shakB, whose product is annotated as innexin shaking-B. The coding region runs from base 1951 to 3072 and encodes 373 amino acids. Gene Ontology annotation, molecular function: gap junction channel activity. Gene Ontology annotation, cellular component: plasma membrane; gap junction. Lineage: Eukaryota; Metazoa; Arthropoda; Insecta; Hymenoptera; Formicidae. The record is from RefSeq and is a predicted model, not a curated record. The transcript is spliced from 6 exons.
UGUUACAGACGGGGCGUGCGACGAGCGUGCGGGUGCGCGUGUGUGCUUCGUAAGUGGCCGUUGGAAGAUGUGCGUGCGCGUGCAACGAAAUCGGAAGCGUCGUACGACGACAGGACGCCAAGUACGCACGCCGACGAACACAAGUCGACGUGACCCCGCGACCGCGAUUUUUCGCAAUCCCUCUGAUCUCGUUUUUACUGCCUAUCUACGUCGUCUCUUCUCAAAAUCCGCCGUCGGUUGGCAGAUGCGAGCGCGUUUCUUCAACCGCGACUUCUUGACUCCCUCGCUCGUGAACUGAUGACAGAGAUCAUGCCGGAACAGUCGGCAUGAUCGUCUUCGGCGCGAGCGCGAAACUCCUUCCAAAACUUUUGGAGGCGAGGAAACUCUCGGACCGCAUAAAAGAGCGCGAAUCGAGUUGUGUCUCCUCUCGAACUCCACGCCACCGCUACACGCGCGCGUGCGGGUGGUGAGACCGUCGAUCGGGGGCGAAUGAUGAGACACGCGCGCGAGUGACACAAACAUGAGAAACGCCGAGAGAUGAUGCUACCGAAUUGGACGAUGACAGCCUUGGAAUUUCGAUAUGCAGUAAUGUCAAGUCUGCUUUCAAAACAGAGCGGUAGGAAAGGUGAGAAAUUUACGUUGACUUUAUUGCGAUAUUAAAAAAAAAAAACAAAACAAGAGACGGGAGGCGCGAAACAUAUGCACGAGAAAAUCCGAGAGAGCAAAGUGCAUCGCGAAGAAUUUUCGCUCGCUUCGGCGUCUGACGAAAAUAAUCGCAGCGGAGAAGAGAGUUUUUGGUAACUUUGAUAAAGACCCUCGUAAAUGUUUAAAUCCGCGUGCGCGAAUGCGGCAUCUUGUAAUUUACGUACACAGAGUGUAGAACAUAAAAUAAGAAUCUGAAAACAAAUUUGAAAACAAAUUUUUCUCCUCAGAAUAAUCAAAGAGAGGAUCCGGGCGCGGAGGUGAAACAUUUUUAAGAUUUAACACAUUUCGCCACUUUAUUCUUCGAAACAAAUUCGCGAAUAUCGUUGCGGUUGCUCGCUAACGAGGUCACUGAGAUAUUCGUGUAUUUGAGAGCAAAUAUAUAUUGAAGAUUACAAUAUAAUUGUAAAUAAGAAAAAAAUGCGUGAGGGAAUUAGUGUCACGGGAACGCACACGUAUUGCUCGAAAAUGAACUUCUGUUAAUGCCGAUUGCACGUGAGACUCGACGGAGACAGAUAAAAAAAAAAAUCGGUUCGAUGAAAUGGAAUAAAUUUGACGGAAAGGAAGGUAAAUUAUUUUUCUUUUCGCGAGAAGAUCGCCGGGGAAGUGUUCAGUCGGACAAUCGUCCAGAAAACUGAACUAGACAAAAAAAAUGACAAUUACUUAAGAGGACGGUUUUAUAGAAGUAAGAAAGAAGACUUGAAGUGAUGUAUACAUAUAUAUAUAUAUAGCGAGAAAAUGGUUUUUCUAGAUUUUAAUCGGCUAAAGUAGUUUGAGGAAGUGAUCGCCAAAACAAGUGGUAUAUUUUUUCGACGAUACAAAGAACAUUCUUUCUAUUUCUACUCUUUUAUUUCUCUCGCAAAAGCAGAAAUGACCGCAAAGACAAUGGUCAAAGACGAUGAAGAAGUGUUCGAAUGAAGUGAAUUUUAGUCACGGAGAAACGGUAGACUAAACAGGAAAAUAUUAGCGUGUUUUUUUUUUUUUUUUUUUUUUAUUUAUUUUCAAGCAAGAUUCGCGCGUCUUUUGAAAUCUCGAAAGUGAAAAGCAGAGAAUCUAGAGAAGUUGCGUGACUGUGCGUGUUACAAAAAAUCUCACAUUUCGAAAUCCGGAAGCUCCGCGGAAGAUGUGAGGAAGAAGAAAAAGAAACGGCGUGAGGUCACAUUCCCGGUUUCCUGGAGAGAACGUUGUUCGGGAAAUCGCCGAAUUCACGGUCGCCGUUUUUCGAUCUUACAUUUGUUCGGUGGCAAGAUGCUGGACAUAUUUCGGGGUCUGAAGAGCCUUAUAAAGAUCUCGCACAUUCACAUCGACAGCGCCGUGUUUCGCUUGCAUUACAGCCUCACUGUGAUUCUGCUGAUUGCGUUCUCGCUGAUCGUCACAACUCGUCAAUACGUGGGCAACCCAAUCGAUUGCAUUCACAGCAAAGAUCUGCCCGAGGACGUGCUGAACACCUAUUGCUGGAUACACAGCACGUACACGAUUAUUUCGGCUUAUCACAAGAAAGAAGGCGCGGAAGUGCCUUUUCCCGGCGUCGACAAUUCGAAGUCGUAUACUGACGCCGAAAGAAAGGAGUACAGAUACUAUCAGUGGGUCUGUUUCAUGCUGUUCUUGCAGGCGAUCCUCUUCUAUACUCCGCGGUGGCUCUGGAAGGGGUGGGAGGGUGGCAAGAUUCAUGCUCUUAUGAUGGAUCUCGAUAUCGGGCUCUGCUCCGAGGUAGAGAAAAAGCAAAAAAAGAAAAUGCUGCUCGACUACCUUUGGGAGAACCUUCGCUUUCACAAUUGGUGGGCUUACAGGUAUUACCUGUGCGAGGUCCUCGCGCUGCUAAAUGUGAUCGGUCAGAUGUUUCUGAUGAAUCGCUUCUUUGACGGCGCUUUCUUGACCUUCGGCAUCGACGUACUCAAGUUUCUCGAAUCCGAUCAGGAGGACCGAGUGGAUCCUAUGAUUUACGUUUUUCCAAGGAUGACCAAGUGCACAUUUUACAAGUACGGUGUCAGCGGGGAAGUUGAGAGGCACGACGCCAUGUGCAUACUGCCUCUAAACGUCGUGAACGAGAAGAUCUACGUUUUUCUCUGGUUCUGGUUCCUCUUCCUCGGCGUGCUCAGUUUCUUUACAGUUUUAUAUAGGGUCUUAAUAAUAUUUUCGCCACGCACAAGGGUCUACUUAUUGCGAAUGAGGUUUCGUUUGGUACGGCGGGAUGCCGUGGAGACAAUAGUGCGUCGCAGCAAAGUCGGCGAUUGGUUUCUCCUCUACAUGCUGGGCGAAAAUUUGGACACCGUGAUAUAUCGGGACGUAAUGCACGAAUUGGCGAACAAGCUUGCAUCGAGGCAUCAUCACGGCUUGCCGGGAAUAAAAGGAGAAAUUCAAGAAGCCUGAUCGAGGUUGCCUCGGAAGGUCGGCACGCUCGAUUCGAUGCCGCAGUCAUUCCGCCCGUCUGCAUCGCGUAACAGUCGACACAUCCAGAGACGCAGGACGUGCGAUCGCAGUCAGAGUCUGAGAAGACAGGUCGGGUCUUCCUCGAGGAUUCACAAAUCUGGUCUCGUCAGAAGACGCAUCCGCUCCUCCUUCCGCCAACUGUUGCUUCUCGAGCUCGAAGCAAUGCGACAGCGAUAGUGCCGGAUGCCUCGCGGACAUGUUCUCUUUGUCAAAAUAACGAUGAAGACUUGCAGAGAGGAAAUGAAAAUUUUAAUACAUACGAGGUAGUAAGAAAACAAAAAACCAAAAAAAAAAAGAAAAAAAAGAAACACUUUCGAAAAUUGAAACCGAUAUUAUUUCGACGAGUCGAUCAGAAUUCAGAGAUAUCGCCGUUCAGACGGUAAAUUAUCACACUUUUGUGUUUAUAGAAGACGAUAUUCCGUCGAGCGUGUGUUUUACAAUUUAUUAUUAUUUCGAUGUAUUUUUAAGGCAGAACUGCGAAUUAAUUAAUAAGUUAUUAAUAAAUAUAUGGUUUUUAUUUUA